GAGCUGCUCACUUUCUCAAUCUUUCGCAUAGAAGCAAUGAAUCGUCGUAGAGGGGAUGUUGUAGCUGCGAAGCCUCUACAAUCUUAUUCAUAAAAAUGGUUCUCUCGGUUUUCUUUUCCGUUUUCGUGCGUUGCGCAUUGGUUCUGCAGCAAGCCACGUUCUCGUCGGAAACGCAUUGUUUCGUCCGAGCGCAACGGGAUUGGAGUCCGCGCGAACGGCUUGAACGACGGGAGAAGCGGCUCACGGAUUUGUUUCCAACGAAGGAUCGCGUGCCCCGGCUGCUCCUUCUGGUCCCCGGCCACGGCGAAGCGGAACGCUGGCCCUGGAUUUCCGACACCUUGAAUCGCAUCGCCGCAGAAUGGCGCAGUGGCUUUGAAGCGGUGUUUGAAGCAGCAGAUGUUGACCAGGGAGAUGACGCAAGCACCGCGACCGCAAGCCGGGAUGCACUACAUGCAGCUCCGCAAAGAACUACAGAUGGCAACCAAGACCAAACGGACUUUUUUUCCGACGGGACGACGAGAGCUGUGAGUACACCUAGGAGCAACCGCGAUGGUACGCUACAUCACAAGCGUGAUCUCUAUCCCCAUCUCGGCUGCGUGGUUUACGUGUACAAAACGGAAGAAGCGUAUUCUCUUGCGGAAGUCACCGAGAAGGACCGGAGAUUGGGGAAUUUCACCGCUACGCAUUGCGAAAUCCGCCGCCGCGUUCGGUUUAACUGGACCGGUUUCCUCCAGCUCUCCGCUAUGCCAGAUCCCGCGGUGAGGCCCGGUCGACUCGACACGGACAUAAAAUCGGACAACGCAACGGUCUUGGUAUCCGCUAUCGGACGAGGACGAGAAAACAACCACGCUCGAGCAGUAGAUCAACGAGAAACCACCAAGUACGUGCAAUCCGGGAGACAGCAGAUUUCGCACGACCGUGCCGAGCAGAACGCGCUGUUCCCGUUAAUCGAGCAGUUCGAUUACAUCCUGGCAAUUCUCGACGAUAUCAGCGUGGAAGCGUUUUCCGUCCGCGAGUUCCUCGGCGUCAUGAGGCACAACGGGUUAAACGUAGCGACCCCCUUCGUCUACCUGGCGCCCGGCAGCAACUUCAUCAAGCAGUCGAUCUUGGACGCGGUCAGCGAGGAAGACCCGCGAUUCGGCGAAACGGCUCGGGGUUACCGCGCGGAGGGCCACAUGUCCGUGGCCUCGAAGAACGCCCUGUUCGGGAGUUUGUACCAGCGCGGAAUCGCGGGGACGAGGCUGCGCGCUUGGGAGGUGCAGAUGACCAUGUUUCGGAAGGACGCUUUCUAUUGCUGGGCUCACAUGGUCGACCCGGGCACAAAUCCGAUCGGUUGGGGAUACGACAUGCUGUACAUUUAGAGCUUUACUUAUUUCGAUUUCGUUUUAUUUUGCAUUCUGUAUGUAAAAAGAAAAACCGCAAGAAUGCAGGAGGGGUCUCUCAAUGAAUGCAGCCUAAAAAAAUAAAUCAAAUGAAACCACAGGUACUACGACCUGUGCGAGCACACAAACGCCAUCGGUUUUGUCAGCGGCCCGAAGGCAGAGGUUUUCCACCUUGCGGAGCGGUUUCUGCAGGGCCUGAGCUCGAACCGCUACGUCAUGGACGACGAAACUUUCCCGCUGCCAACCAACGUCAAGCCGCAGUUCGUGAAGGUCGGCGAUCUAGGUCGUCUGAACGACCACGGCACCGGCGGGGCGCUGGACCAGGACCUGAAAGUGAAACGCGAGGAGGCGCGGAAACGAGCGCUGGACCGGAGUCGGGGAAAGGCUGUGAGUGGACUACCGGGGGAACAAAGUAGUACUGUCGUGGGCGAAGGAGAGGACCAAAACUCAUCUGCGCCAGCAGCAAUCGAGGCCGCUACUGCAGGGGAACAAGAUGGAACUUCCCCGCCGGGUUUGGAUGCGGGCAACGAUACGGACGGGUCAUACCACGGCAUACACGGCAUGCCCGACUUUGUGUCGAACGCGCCGAAGGAAUCCUACAUCGAAGUGAUUGGCCAGUACCAGAUUGCCGAGGCCAUGAUGGAGAACUGGCUGCAGAAAAAGAAGAUCACGCCCUAUUGGGAGCUGGAGAAGAACGAGAAAGCAGCAAACGCAUCCAACGAGACGAGCACGUUAGCUGCACACCCUCCAGGGGAAGGGACACCAGUAGAGAGCGAAGAAGCAAAGCAGUCGCACGGCAGUUGGCAGUCGUCCUCGAAAGCCGGCGGAAAUGCGCCGUCAACGAGCUCGAGUUCCGGUCACGGCGCUUUAGGUUUUGUCGUCAAGGCGUGUUUGGUUGCACUAGAAGACGAUCUAAUGUUCAUGCGAGGUGACGCGGAAGAUCGAGAAGAUGUUACCAGCGUCAUUCAUUAAACGAUGGCUGUGGAGCGGCAGACGGCCGUUGGUGAGCUAUUCUGGGUUCGUGUUCGAAGGCUGUUCUUUCCGAAGAUGGUGAAGUA
Amoebophrya sp. A120 is the source of this 2440-nucleotide messenger RNA. Lineage: Eukaryota; Dinophyceae; Syndiniales; Amoebophryaceae. The record is from the annotation of a GenBank genome assembly.